This is a messenger RNA of Pungitius pungitius (ninespine stickleback), 960 nucleotides long. RefSeq names its product olfactory receptor 11A1-like. The record is from RefSeq and is a predicted model, not a curated record. Gene Ontology annotation, molecular function: olfactory receptor activity; G protein-coupled receptor activity; odorant binding. The coding region runs from base 1 to 960 and encodes 319 amino acids. Gene Ontology annotation, biological process: detection of chemical stimulus involved in sensory perception of smell; G protein-coupled receptor signaling pathway. Lineage: Eukaryota; Metazoa; Chordata; Actinopteri; Perciformes; Gasterosteidae. Gene Ontology annotation, cellular component: membrane. The transcript has a single exon.
AUGGAUUAUAAAUUAAAUGUGACUUAUAUAACUUUUGGUGGGCAUGUGGAAGUGCAGAAAUAUAGAUAUCUUUAUUUUGUGAUCAUGUUUACGGUGUAUAUGUUAAUAAUUAGCAGUAAUUUCACUAUUGUGGGCAUCAUAAUAAUUUACAAAAACCUGCAUGAGCCAAUGUACAUUUUCAUUGCAGCUUUGUUAAUCAACUCUGUUCUUUUCAGCACUGCUAUCUACCCAAAGCUUUUGAUUGACUUUUUAUCAGAAAAACAGAUCAUAUCUUAUCCAGCAUGUCUCUUCCAGUGGUUUUUAUGUUACUGGUUAACCGCUUCAGACAUCUUUCUCUUGUCGUUCAUGGCCUAUGACAGAUAUGUGUCUAUAUGUAACCCUCUGAAAUAUACAACCAUCAUGCAAAAUACAACUGUUAAUAUUUUCCUGUUUUCAGCUUGGAUUCUUCCUGCUGGUUUGUUUUCAGUAACAAUAAUAAUUAGUGCUAUGACAGAAAUCUGUCAGUUUCAUUUGAAAGGAAUACUUUGCAACAGCACAAUUCUAACACUUCAGUGUGUGAGGUCAAGAAUUCUGAAUAUAUAUGGCUUAAUUGUUUUUGUUACUUUUUUAUCCAUCCCUUUGCUCUUUAUACUUUUCACAUACGCCAGGAUACUUGUAGUAUCGUAUCGAUGUAGAGGAGUCAGGAGAAGAGCUGCACAGACCUGUUUACCCCAUCUGCUGGUUCUAAUCAACUUUUCCUGUUUAACUGCAUAUGAUGUACUUCUUGCUCGACUAGAUUCCUUUGGAUCGGAUUCUCCAAAAAUUGUACGUUUUUUUAUGACUGUACAAUUCGUAAUAUAUCACCCUCUUUUUAAUCCAAUGAUUUAUGGACUAAAAAUGAGAAAAAUUCAUGAUCACCUUAAGAAGCUCUUCUUUAGAAUAGUAAAUAAAAGAUUUUGGGGGAAAUUUGUUUUAGGCUAA